AUGGCACCCUCUCCCCGGACUCAGAGAGGUCCAGGUUACAGACGUCACUGGUCGAGGAUCUUUGUUUUCUCUCCACCUCUCGGUGGAGGAAUACAAGUUUAUCAUCCAGCCAGGGACGACGGUCUCCUCUGCCGCUCCUCUCCUCCUUCUGUCGGCUUGCACUGGUCUGUUUCCUCCCGUAUGGUGGAUAUCCUGCUCAAUACUUCUUUCUUGGAUGAUAUGGGGGAUCAUUCAAAAAAGAAGUCGGGAAUCGCAAUGUGUGUGGGCUGUGGAAGUCAGAUACACGACCAGUACAUCCUGAGAGUCGCCCCGGACCUGGAGUGGCACGCAGCCUGCCUCAAGUGUGCAGAGUGCAGCCAGUACCUGGACGAGACCUGCACUUGCUUCGUCCGGGACGGAAAGACUUACUGUAAAAGAGAUUAUGCCAGGUUAUUUGGCAUCAAAUGUGCAAAGUGUAACACGGGCUUCUGCAGCAGCGACCUGGUGAUGAGAGCCCGGGACAAUGUGUAUCACAUGGAGUGUUUUCGGUGCUCGGUGUGCAGCCGACACCUCCUGCCCGGAGACGAGUUCUCCCUGCGGGAGGACGAGCUGCUGUGCGGGGCGGACCACGGUUUGCUGGCGGAGCGGGCCUCUGCAGGGAGCCCGCUCAGCCCGGGGAACAUUCACACCAGACCGCUGCACAUCUCAGACCCGGUUUCGGUCCGGCACCCUCCUCAUCACCGCAACCACGUCCACAAGCAGUCCGAGAAGACCACCCGGGUCCGGACGGUGCUGAACGAGAAGCAGCUCCACACUCUGCGGACCUGCUACAACGCCAACCCGAGACCGGACGCCCUGAUGAAGGAGCAGCUGGUGGAGAUGACCGGACUGAGCCCCAGGGUCAUCCGCGUCUGGUUUCAGAACAAGCGCUGCAAGGACAAGAAGAAGUCCAUCCUGAUGAAGCAGCUCCAGCAGCAGCAGCACAGCGACAAAACCAAUCUGCAGGGCCUGACAGGCACACCUCUGGUGGCAGGCAGCCCUAUCCGGCACGACAACACCGUGCAGGGGAAUCCAGUGGAGGUGCAAACCUACCAGCCACCCUGGAAAACCCUCAGCGACUUCGCCCUGCAGAGCGACCUGGACCAGCCCGCCUUCCAACAACUGGUGUCUUUCUCCGAGUCGGGAUCUCUGGGCAACUCCUCCGGCAGCGACGUGACCUCUCUGUCGUCGCAGUUACCGGACACACCGAACAGCAUGGUGCCGAGUCCCAUCGACACGUGA
This is a messenger RNA of Xiphias gladius (swordfish), 1260 nucleotides long. It is a transcript of the gene isl2a, whose product is annotated as ISL LIM homeobox 2a. The record is from RefSeq and is a predicted model, not a curated record. NCBI's taxonomy places the organism in Eukaryota, Metazoa, Chordata, Actinopteri, Istiophoriformes, Xiphiidae. Gene Ontology annotation, biological process: axonogenesis; neuron fate specification; positive regulation of transcription by RNA polymerase II. Gene Ontology annotation, molecular function: DNA-binding transcription factor activity, RNA polymerase II-specific; cis-regulatory region sequence-specific DNA binding. Gene Ontology annotation, cellular component: nucleus.